AGAAGAUCUAUGAGCUAUGAGCUGUGCCAUUCUCGCGGAUCAAAUCACAAAAAUCGAAAUCACUUGGUUUUUUGUGAAAUGAAAUGUUCGUUUUCUCAGUGAAACCUGUCUUCAGCAUUCUCGUCGCCACGCUCUCACUCCUCAUUCUUUUCGCACUUCUAUCCCCUCCUUCUUCUUCCCCUUUUUCCCAAAUUCCUCUUUCUGGGAAACCACCACUACUAGGGGAGGUGGAUAUAUGGAGUGUUCGGAGAUUAGUAGAGUGGAGACCUUGCAAUUGGUGGCUACAAGGGCAUCAAACAGCUCUACCAUUAGAAACCAAUGGAUAUAUAAGAGUGGAUUGCUAUGGGGGCCUCAAUCAGAUGCGAAGAGAUUUCUGUGAUGGUGUGGGCAUUGCUCGUCUUUUAAAUGCAACCCUUGUCCUGCCAAAGUUUGAAGUGGCUUCAUAUUGGAAUGAAUCAAGUGGCUUUGCAGAUGUGUAUGAUGUAGACUACUUCAUUGAACAAAUGAGUGGCUUUGUCAAAGUUGUCAAACAGUUACCACCGGAGAUUGCUUCAAAAGAACCUGUUCACGUGGAUUGUAGCAAACGGAAAGGCCAAUUUGAUUAUAUUGAAAGUGUUCUUCCAUCCCUAUUAGAACAUAAAUACAUUUCAAUCACACCAGCAGCGUCUCAAAGAAGGGACAGAUACCCUUUGUAUGCAAAAGCUGCUCUGUGUCAAGCUUGUUACAAGGCACUGCGUCUCACCAGAUCCUUGGAAACGAAAGCCUCUCAGCUUCUGGAUGCGAUACCUAAACCCUUUAUGUCCCUUCAUCUUCGAUUUGAGCCUGACAUGGUUGCGUACAGCCAGUGCCAGUAUCCAGGGCUUUCACCUACCUCCAUGAAAGCCAUAGAAGCAGCUCAAAUAGACCGAAAACCAUGGACUGGAGAAUUAGCCCGGAUAUGGUGGUUACGUGGGAAAUGUCCUCUUACACCUAAUGAGACAGCUUUAAUACUUAAAUCACUUUCUAUCUCACCAACCACAAAUAUAUACCUUGCAGCCGGAGAUGGGUUGAUGGAAAUCGAAGGCUUAACAGAUGUCUACACCAAUAUAUUUACCAAGGCUAGCCUUCUUAGUGGUGAAGACUUCAUGAACAUGCAUGGCAAUACAAAAGCUGCUUUGGAUUAUUAUGUUUCCAUCAAUAGUGAUUCUUAUGUAGCUACAUAUUUUGGGAACAUGGAUAAGAUGGUUUCGGCGAUGAGAGCUUUCAAAGGAUUGUACAAGACCCUAUUCUUGAGCCGAAAAGGCUUUGCGGAGCUCACGUCGAAGGGUCUGGAGGGAAAGGAGUUGAUGCAAGAACUAUGGAAGCUUCACAGAGAUGAUUUUGUCAAUGGAAGAGGCUCUGCUCUGCCUGAAUGUUUCUGUGAAUUUAAGUUGUGACUUUGAGCCUUUAAUUCAUUAAUUUCCUUUUCUGGCAUAUUAAUUUAAUUUUGAUGCAUAUGCAAUUGCUUUUGCCUAGCUUUCCACAAAGGCAUACCAUAGUUUCUGUAAACUAACUGAUUCCUGUGUACUUGUUAUUUUUUCAUUGAGAAAAAAUCAUAUCACUAAA
Molecule: messenger RNA, 1584 nt
Organism: Arachis stenosperma
Lineage: Eukaryota; Viridiplantae; Streptophyta; Magnoliopsida; Fabales; Fabaceae
Product: O-fucosyltransferase 13
Exons: 6
Coding region: 84-1415 (443 amino acids)
Cellular component (GO): cytoplasm
Source: RefSeq, a predicted model, not a curated record